UCCUCCUCUUGUCUAUCUCCCUGUUGGCUCCUCCAUCUUCUAAACCUAAAAAACAAACAGCCGACUGACUGACUGAGAGAUCUUCUUUCUUUCUUUCUACGAUUCAGCAGGGAGGGAGGGGGGAAGGUAAGGUUCAGUCAGCCAGCAAGCAAGCAAGCAGAUUUCCCUUUCACUACUUAAUUUACAGCCAUGAAUAUUUUCAAGCAUCUACUCUCAUCACAAUCAGCUGUCUGCACAUCUUAUAGAGCAUCGAUUUCGUUCUUUCAUUUCUCCUCGGAAGCUUCAAUACAAGUCCAUUCUCCAGAACAGGAAGUGGUAAUAGCUUUAGGUAGCAAUGAGAGUGAUAGGCUUAAUAACUUUAACGAAGCCUUAACUCAAAUGAAGAAAUCGGGCAUAGAAAUAACAAGACAUGCGUGUUUAUACGAAACCGAGCCGGCUUACGUGACCGAUCAGCCUCUUUUUCUCAAUUCAGCCAUCAGAGGCGUUACAAAGCUGGGCCCGCAUGAGCUACUAUCAACCCUCAAGAAAAUAGAAAAAGAAAUGGGCCGAAUCAAAGGUAUUAUUAGGUACGGCCCGCGACCCAUUGACUUAGAUAUACUGUUUUAUGGUAAAUACAGAAUUAACUCGGAGAUUCUCACGGUUCCACAUGAAAGAAUCUUCGAGAGGCCGUUUGUUAUGGCUCCGUUAGUUGACUUAUUGGGGUCGGAUAUUGACGAUGAUGAUACUGUUCUACGCUGGCAUUCUUUCUCGAAAAACACACUUUUUGAAUCUUGGGAAAAAUUAGGUGGAGAAGCUUUGAUAGGCAAAGACGGGUUAAGAAGAGUUUUACCGGUCAACAAUCAGUUAUGGGAUUGGUCAAAGAGAACUUCUGUCAUGGGAAUCUUGAACUUGACUCCCGAUAGUUUUAGUGACGGAGGAAAGUUUGACUCUGUGGGGUCCGCUAUAUCGCGUGUUAAGACCAUGAUAUCCCAAGGGGCUGACAUUAUCGAUCUCGGAGCUCAAUCCACACGUCCAAUGGCAACGAAGAUCUCUGUCGAAGAAGAACUCGAAAGGUUAAUCCCCGUUCUCGAAAAGAUUCUCGAAUUACCCGAAAUUGAAGGAAAACUGCUAUCGAUCGACACGUUUUACUCAGAAGUUGCUUUAGAAGCAAUUAAGAAAGGGGCUCAUAUAAUCAACGAUGUAUCGGGCGGAACGCUAGAUUCCGAUAUGUUUCGGGUAGUUGCUAAUCUCAGUGUUCCGUAUAUCGCUAUGCACAUGAGAGGGGACCCGUCCACUAUGCAAAACAGUGAGAAUUUGAAGUAUGACGAUGUUUGUAAAGAAGUUGCUGAUGAGUUGUAUGAGUGUGUAAGAACUGUAGAGUUAUGCGGCGUGCCCGCAUGGAGGAUGAUUCUUGACCCGGGGAUCGGGUUUUCAAAGAAAACCGAAGAUAAUUUGGAUAUUUUGAUGGGAUUGAAGAGGAUUAGGAGCGAGAUUGGGCGCAAGAGCUUAGGGGUGUCACGUGCACCUUUGUUAAUCGGUCCUUCAAGAAAGAGAUUUUUGGGGGAGAUUUGUGGUCGCGCUUCUGCUGUUGAGAGAGAUCCGGGGACUGUCGCGGCUGUUACAUGUGCAGUUUUGGGUGGUGCUAACGUUGUGCGUGUUCAUAAUGUUGGAGAUAAUGCGGACGCUGUAAAGCUUUGUGGUGCAAUGUUGGAUCGGGUAGGAAGAUCUUAACAGCUUUUUGAAAUUUGAUGUGGGUUUUGCAACAGGAGUGGAACAUUUUGUUGUAAGAAACAAGCGUAUCGAGGAGAAGAUCGUGAAGGUCAACAAAAGCGAAGCACAGCAGUCAACGCCAUUAGUACGUUCAUUUUAACUUUAAAAGUGUUGCAACGUGCUGAAAUUUGAUAAAUUACAAAAAAGAAGAACGUGUCUGGUGGAGCAACUGGUUCGAUUUCCGAUCUGCUUUUGAGACGAAUGUGAGUUUUGAUGUGUAAAUUUUCUUUGCCUUUUCAUUCCUCAUAAGACUAAAGGGUAUGGUUCGGCUCAUCCCCACGGGGAUGAGCCUCCACGUAGGCGCCACGUAGGCGGCUCGUGGGGGAUGAGCCUCCAUGAUAUUUGAGGGGGAUGGAGCAUGGGGCCCCACCUCAUUAUUUUAUAAUUUCCUAAGUUUUAAUUUAAUAAGUUAAUAAAAACUUUAUAAAAAUUAAAAAAUACAACAUAAAACAACAUAAAUAAUUUCAUUUCAUAACAUAAAAAAAAAUUACAUUUCCUAAAAAAAAAAAUUACCGAAAAAUAAAAAUAAAAAAUUACAUUUCAUAAAAAUAAAAAAAAAAACCUACGACGUCCAUUUUUUCAUCACUUCUUCCUUCAUCCUCCGAUAAACCACUCGUUCCUCCUCCGGAACCGAGUCGAGAUCCAACCUCAUAAUCCUAAAAUCCUCCGCUCGAGCUUGGUCGGCCGACACGGUUUUCUUGUGAGUGUAUUUUUCGGCCGCGAACUCUUUGAACGAACGGAAUUCGUUUAUCAACUCGUCCAUUCGUUUAUCAACUCGUCCAUACUCGGAGUGUAAGCGGGGGUCGAAAAAAAGUUAGGUUGGUUCGGGUUGUAAUUAUUCGGGUUGGGGUUGUUUGGGUUGGGGUUGUUUGGGUUGAAAGGAUGCAUGAUUUAGAGAAAAAGGUAUAAAAAAAUAUGGAGUGUUUUUUAUAAAAAAGGAAGAGAAUUGGAGAAGAAUGGGAGUAGAAUAGGAUAGAAUUGUAUAAAAAUGGAUGAGAAAGAGGGUAUUUAAAUUGAAAAAUGAAUUUUUUUUUUUUAAAGAAAAGUGCCGUUGCAAACGGCUAGAUUUUUGAAGUGGGGCCACGUCUCAUUCAGCUGUGGGGAGCCGUUUGGGCCGAGCCGACCCUCAGGGGGGCGGUGUGGGGGACCGGCGCCGGUCCUAGCCGGCCCCCAUACCCUUUAGUCUAAGGUCUGAACCUACAUUGAUCUGAAUGUCUGUUACAACAUUAAUACCAAAUUUUCAAUUUCCAAACAA
Helianthus annuus (common sunflower) is the source of this 3004-nucleotide messenger RNA. RefSeq names its product folate synthesis bifunctional protein, mitochondrial. The coding region runs from base 190 to 1710 and encodes 506 amino acids. Gene Ontology annotation, biological process: tetrahydrofolate biosynthetic process. The record is from RefSeq and is a predicted model, not a curated record. Lineage: Eukaryota; Viridiplantae; Streptophyta; Magnoliopsida; Asterales; Asteraceae. The transcript has 4 exons. Gene Ontology annotation, molecular function: 2-amino-4-hydroxy-6-hydroxymethyldihydropteridine diphosphokinase activity; dihydropteroate synthase activity.